AUGGUCAUAUACACAUGGGAAAUGGACUUCAACCGAAGCCUUCUUGGGGCGGCCACUCUAUUGGUGCCUAAGAAACCCACACCUUCACCGGCUUCAACAGUAAUGCCGGUAUGGGCACACAAUUCCUGGGUGUGUCUCUUCGCUGCAAUGCUCACAGUCGCUAUUGGUGGCAACGCGAUAGUCAUAUGGAUUGUUACAGCGCACAGGCGAAUGAGAACGGUGACAAAUUACUUUCUGGUGAACCUGUCCUUCGCCGACUUGAUGAUGGCCUCACUGAAUUGCCUCUUCAACUUCAUAUAUAUGUUACACAGCGACUGGGUGUUUGGAGUUCGUUACUGCAAGCUUAGCAACUUUAUCGCGAACGUGACUGUAGCGGCAAGCGUCUUCACACUUACUGGCAUAUCUUUUGACAGGUACCAAGCGAUAGUGCGACCGAUGAGGCCUAGAAUGUCAAAAUCGUGUUCUCUCAUAAUAAUCGCCGGUAUAUGGGUUAGCGGGAUGCUGUUAGCUGUACCCUGUUUACUGUACUCUACCACUAAGGAAUAUCGAUCAAAAGGAACUCUUAAAACUGCAUGUUUACUGCUGUGGCCUGAUGGUCUACCUGACGUCUCAUAUAUGGAUUUUAUGUAUCAAAGUCUGUUCUUCAUAGUCACAUAUGCUGUACCAAUGUUGGGGAUGACGUUCUUCUACUCGGCUAUGGGGAGAGUUCUGUGGGGAUCUCGGUCUAUUGGUGAACUAACACAAAGACAAGCUGAUUCAAUAAGAUCAAAACGAAAGGUGGUGAAGAUGUUUAUCCUGGUCAUAGUAAUAUUCGGCAUAUGCUGGCUGCCGUACCACUCGUACUUCAUUUACACACAUUUUAAUCCUACCAUAUUGUAUAUGAAGUAUAUCCAGCAUGUCUAUCUUGGCUUCUACUGGCUAGCGAUGGCUAAUGCUAUGGUCAAUCCAAUUAUUUACUAUUGGAUGAAUGCCAAGUUUAGGUCAUACUUCCGGACAGCUAUUUUAUGUCGGUGGCGGGAUACGUGCUUUCGUCGCAAGAGGCCGCUACCGGAGUCGCCGCCGGAUUGUAUGUCUCAAUCGGGGAGCAGAUCCCGAUCAGGUGUAGAGGAGCCACGAAGUUUAAGAGGAAAUGCAGCACUCGAAUGGCAGCGCUCGUAUCGGGACCCCCUGCAGUCGCAGAGACCGCGUUCGCUUGCUAGCUGCCCGAGAUGCUCCCAUCGAACUUAUUACGAUGCUUACAUCCACGGACGUAAAGUG
This is a messenger RNA of Brenthis ino (lesser marbled fritillary), 1257 nucleotides long. The record is from the annotation of a GenBank genome assembly. NCBI's taxonomy places the organism in Eukaryota, Metazoa, Arthropoda, Insecta, Lepidoptera, Nymphalidae.